This is a messenger RNA of Haliotis rufescens (red abalone), 4238 nucleotides long. Its product is annotated as inositol monophosphatase 1-like. The record is from RefSeq and is a predicted model, not a curated record. The transcript has 9 exons. Lineage: Eukaryota; Metazoa; Mollusca; Gastropoda; Lepetellida; Haliotidae. Gene Ontology annotation, biological process: phosphatidylinositol phosphate biosynthetic process; inositol metabolic process; signal transduction. Bases 103 to 939 code for a protein of 278 amino acids. Gene Ontology annotation, molecular function: inositol monophosphate 1-phosphatase activity.
UAUUGUGCUACAAGCUAGUCCCGGUUGACAGUCGCAUUUGUGUGCGGUGAGCUUGUAAGUUUGAUAGCAUUUCUCCCACUCUGAGAUUGUAACCAUCCCACCAUGUCGGUACAAGUCAGCUCUCAGCAACUGCAGGAAUUUCUGGACUUUGCAGUGGAAGUAGCUAAGAAGGCUGGAGAGAUGAUAAAAGAUGGAUUUUCCAAGAAGAAAAAUGUGGAAACGAAACAGAGCAAUGCUGACCUUGUGACCGAGACGGACCAAGCGGUGGAGAAGUGGGUGAUCGGAUACAUCAACGAAAGAUACCCCUCACACAAGUUCAUAGGCGAGGAGACGACAGAUGGCGAUGUCCCCUGUGACUUUACAGACGACCUGACGUGGAUUGUUGAUCCUAUCGAUGGAACCACCAACUUUGUACACAGCAUCCCUGAAGUAUCGUAUUCCAUGGGGUUGACAGCCAAUAAGGAGGUGAUAGUGGGUGUUGUCUAUAUACCUGUCCUUGACAUUAUGUACACCAGCAUGAAAGGUCAUGGGUCAUACUGUAAUGGAAGGAAGCUUGCUGUAAGCAGUGUUACAGAUCUGAAGCAGAGUAUUGUCAUCCAUGAAGGAGGCAGCUCUCGGGUUCCGGCAGUGGUGGACACCAAGAUGAAAAACAUACACAGCAUUGUCAAUCACAGUCACGGUAUCCGAGCAUACGGAUCUGCUGCCAUCAACUUCUGCCGAAUAGCGGACGGGCAGGGGGAGGCGUACGUGGAGUACGGCAUACACUGCUGGGACUUUGCAGCAGGCUUGCUGAUAGCUGAGGAGGCUGGGGCGUACGUCAUGGACCCCGACGGUGGACCGUGUGACCUGAUGAAGCGGCGGGUUCUGGUGGCGUGUGGGGAGAAAGUGGCCCGAGAAUUGUCUGCAAUAUUGACCCAUCUGGAUAUGGGGAGAGACUGAGGUCAUCACUCACGACAUUCUAUUCAGUGUGCAUGAAAUUGUGUCUGAUGAUAAUUAAUCGUGAGAUUCUGACGUGCCAGUAUCUGUGACUAUGUUACGUCUUGUAUGUUGUUUCAUCUUCUGUGUCACACACUGACAUGCCAGUAUCUGUUGCAGUUUUGUCAUAUGCAGUUGUCAAUAUUAUCUCUUGUUGGCUCGCCACAACUGUAGGCCCUAAUGAGUUUUUAUCCUUGCAUCUUGUCCGUCUGUCCAUUCGCCUGUCUGCCUGUUAACUUUCCACUUCUUCUUUGUCUGCCUAUCUGUUAACUUUCCACUUCUUCUCUGUCUAUCUGUUAACUUUUCCAUCUUCUCUGUCUGUCUAUCUGUUAACUUUCCACUUCUUCUCUGUCUAUCUGUUAACUUUCGCAUCUUCUCUGUCUGUCUAUCUGUUAACUUUCGCAUCUUCUCUGUCUGUCUAUCUGUUAACUUUCCACUUCUUCUCUGUCUGACUAUCUGUUAACUUUCCCAUCUUCUCUGUCUGUCUAUCUGUUAACUUUCCACUUCCUCUUUGUCUGUCUAUCUGUUAACUUUCCACUUCUUCUGUCUGUCUGUUUGUUAACUUUCCCCUUCUUCUCUGAACUGACUGAAGGGUAGAGCUUGAAACUUCAGAAUGUGUUGUAUCAUAAUUGUGGAAACUCAUUAAGACUCUUCUCUGAAAGCAAGUCAGAAUAUGAAACUUUGAUAUGAUGUGUAGCAAUUCAGAUUUGUUGAUGCCAGAUAUACAAUUUUUUAGUUUUUAAUCAACAAUUUGAAAAGUUUCUUUUACGCAUGUUUUUGGCACCAUCAUCUGCACUAAGCAUUGGUAAUUGUUUGACAACGUCGUGAACAUAAAUUAUCUUACAUAUCAGAAACUGCUUCAGCAGAUGCUGUAAUACUUUGUUUUAUGAAUAUGAUAUUGAAUCAUCUGUUGUGUCACACCCAGCAGAUCACAUCACACCACCUCCUUCAUAUUGUUUGGUGAGAGAAUCCACCAAAUAUAACAUUCCGUUUUCUAAGAAUGUAAUGUGAGCUACAGUGCCUUGUGCCAUUUGGGUUUAUGCAUUGGUAUAAUGCAUACAAUGUUCAAAGGGAUAGUUUACAUGUCUAACCUGAUAGAUUUGUUUCCUUCAAGGAAAAGCAUCUUGAUUUUCAUCACAAUCAGACCUUGAGAAGUCUUUCCAAUGCCUGUAUGUGAUACUUGGGGAUUAAUUACCAAAAGGUUAUAAUGCUUUGCAGACUUACCCUUGAAGGUCAGGGUUAGAAUCUGUCUUUACCAACCCAUGCUUGUGGUAAGAGGUAACUAACAGGAUCGGGAGGUCAGGCUCGCUGACUUGGUUGAUGCAUGUCAUCGUAUCUCAAUCAACGUCUACGUAGCCAGUCAUCAUAGGCCGACAAGGACCGCAGCUCAUCAUAACAGUCACUGGAUUGUUCAAGAAUCUAUUAUUCACAAAUCAUCAUUAUAUAGCUGGAAUAUUUUGGAGUGCAGUGUUAAACAACAAACAAACAUAACAGAUCAUCUGCCCUGAGUGACUGUUGCUCUAUUCAUCAUCACUGAUCAUGUACAUGACUGACAGUCUGUAAUUCUGAGUUUCAAGAAGGUUAUUCUAAACUCUAUACAAUGUCAUUAUAAAAAGGAAAAUGAAGAAAAACGUAUUAAAUGCAAUCUUAGUCAAAUCAGAUCUUAGUUCUCUCUAUGGCUAAAUAAGAUCUGAGGACAUUCAUUAUGAGGCCUUUGGUGAACUUUGACCGACCAAUGAAAUGACCAACAAGAAGUUGACAUUAGCCAGUCAGAAAGCAGCUUUCUCGAGCUUUACGGCACUAGUUUCAAACUGGUGACUUCCAUUUCAGACUAUGCUUUAAACAUGACGAAAACGUUCACAAUUACAAAUUUGAAAACUCAACAAAAGAACAUUCUGGAAUGUCUAAUAUAAGGUUGAGAUUGUAUGACAGUACUUCACACAUGCUAUGCAACGUCUCUUCCAAGCAAACGUUUAUUCCAUUGAAGCGAGAGAUAGACGAUGAUUUUCAUGGAAUCAGUUGUACAGGCCGUAACUGGCGUUCGGAAUUCUUUUUCUGGUAAGCGACACUUGCGAUUGGUUGGAUAAAAGGUCGUUCUGACGCGACCCGUAUAAUGGGAUGUCCUCAGAUCAUUGUUUAGCUGUAGCGAGAACUAAAUUGCUAAAAAGUACUUAGAUGCUAAGCUACAAGUACUAAGAUGCUAUGCUACAAAGUACCAAAUUGCUAAGCUACAAAGAACUAAGAUGCUAAGCUACAAAUAACUAAGAUGCUACGCUACAAAGCACUAAGAUGCUAGGCUACAAAGAACUAAGAUGCUAAGCUACAAAGUACUAAGAUGCUAAGCUACAAAGAACAAAGAUGCUAAGCUACAAAGUACUAAGAUGCUAAGCUACAAAGAAUUAAGAUGCUAAGCUUCAAAGAAUUAAGAUGCUAAGCUACAAAGUACUUAGAUGCUAAGCUACAAGGAACUAAGAUGCUAGGCGACAAAGUACUAAGAUGCUAUGCUUCAAGGAACUAAGAUGCUAAGAUACAAAGUACUAAGAUGCUAGGCUACAAAGAACUAAGAUGCUAAGCUACAAAGUACUAAGAUGCUAAGCUAAAAAGAACAAAGAUGCUAAGCUACAAAGUACUAAGAUGCUAAGCUACAAAGAAUUAAGAUGCUAAGCUACAAAGAAUUUAGAUGCUAAGCUACAAAAAACCUAAAGCCAAAUGUAGUCCAGAUGAUGUAAUGUUUUUGAUUUGUGGUGUCAUAAUGGAUGGUGUCACAUGAGUUCUCAACAAUGAAACAAUGUUAGUUCAUGUUGCUUCAGCUGACCAAUCAACAUGCCAAUAUGCAUAUGUGAAACUUUCAGAAAGUUAUUAUAUGAUAAUUGUCUUCUCUUCUGGAUAAUGCUUAUAUUUUUGCCAAUUUCGUAGGGCUUUAGCUGGGGGAUUUUGUGUUGUUUUGUUACUUCUGGAGCUGAUACCCAUGACUAACAAUCAGGUUUUCCCAAAAAUAUAUUUCUUAAAAUUGUAAGCAGAUAUGUGUGCAAUAUGAAUUGGACAGUCAGGGAAAGUUAUCUCCGUUCUUUUGGUAAUUGUUCAAUUUAGACAUAUUGGUACAGAUAUACAGUCAAGUCCCGUUAAUACGACAUUGUUGGUUGCAUAUGAUUAUGUCGGAUGAACGAAAUUUGGUAGUUUCAACGUUCGUGAUCGAAAAUCGGACAACUACACGAUAGAUUACGAUUCAAACACGUUGUAAUAAAACAAAAGGAAAAAGGAAA